Yamadazyma tenuis ATCC 10573 is the source of this 404-nucleotide messenger RNA. Lineage: Eukaryota; Fungi; Ascomycota; Pichiomycetes; Serinales; Debaryomycetaceae. The record is from RefSeq and is a predicted model, not a curated record.
AGGAACCACCACCAUGUUGAGACCAGGACUCUUUUCACGUAUGGUGAGUCUGAGCAUAGGGGCGGCCAGAUUCAUGAGCACAACAAGCUUCGCACGUCCUUCCUCUGGGAUGAUUUUCCCUGGGUUUAAACUCUUCCAGACCGUGAAACCACUGUUGAUACUGAGUCAAGUGAAUACCAAUUGGGACUGGGACACUCCUAAUCCAAUCUCCGAAGAAGACAACACAAUGUACAUGGACUCGGUGAUGAGAAAGAGAAGAUUGAAGAUGAAGAAGCACAAGUUAAGAAAGAGAAGAAGAGCCCAACGGGCAUUGAUGAAGAGAUUGGGGAAGUAGAGGUAUAUACUGUAAAUAGAAUGCAUACAUUAAUGAUUCCAGAAACCAGAACAAAACAGCACUAAGCAUG